This is a messenger RNA of Saccostrea cuccullata (small rock oyster), 4664 nucleotides long. RefSeq lists its product as uncharacterized. NCBI's taxonomy places the organism in Eukaryota, Metazoa, Mollusca, Bivalvia, Ostreida, Ostreidae. Gene Ontology annotation, molecular function: protein tyrosine/threonine phosphatase activity; MAP kinase tyrosine phosphatase activity; MAP kinase tyrosine/serine/threonine phosphatase activity. The coding region runs from base 331 to 3642 and encodes 1103 amino acids. Gene Ontology annotation, biological process: protein dephosphorylation; negative regulation of MAPK cascade. Gene Ontology annotation, cellular component: cytoplasm. The transcript is spliced from 10 exons. The record is from RefSeq and is a predicted model, not a curated record.
AUCUUGCGGUUUGAUUGGAUGGGGAUGACUUCAUCAUUUAGUAAAUAAGAAAAAAAUAACUCUUUUGAUCAAGAUGACCUCACCUGCGUAGAAUACCAAAAAUAGAAUAAUUAAAUACCUGCAUACGGACCAAAUCUGGUUGUAAUCGAAAUAAGUAAGAAGUAUCGAAGGACUGCAUUGUGAAUCUUGAAAAAAAAAAUGAAGUCAAAAACUAUUACACCAAAUGGUGGCAUGGGUGAAGAAUCCCAUGGGACUGACCAAUGACUAGAUAGUGGUGUGCCGGACACUGGUAACCAUGACAACCAGACCACCUGUUGCCUAGGUAACAGAAUGACCAACAGUGUGAUGGACCUAUCAAAUCACGCUGGACAGGUAGUCGGUAGCGAAUUUGAUGGAGAUGGAUCAGAGGAGAGUUUACAGUGUGAGGAAUUAUCAGAUGCCAGUCCAGAUUGUGGUUGGAUUUUACUGGAUCAGGAUGUCCUGGCAUCACUUCUGAGGAAUGGCCUGGAUAAGAUUCUGCUGAUUGACAGUCGGUCAUUUUUGGAGUACAACGAUUCACGUAUUCAACAAUCUGUAAAUCUCUGCUGCUCUAAACUGGUAAAGCGGAGGCUUCAGCUGGACAAGGUUCACAUCAGUGACCUUGUGACCCAGACCUGCCACAUUGACCUUGAGGAGUACUCGGAUGUGAUCGUGUACGAUCAGUGUACUGAGUCCCCGGAACUCCUGACUGCCGACAACUUCCUGUCCAUUCUGCUGCGGAAACUUGUCAUGUGUUCGACCUUUAACAGUGUAUCCCUCCUCAAAGGUGGUUACCUGGCGUUCCAGGCCAUGCACCCAUCUCUGUGUGAGAACAAGUCCAGCAACAACUACAAAUGUACCCCCCUCACCUCUCUCUCCCAGCCCUGCAUGCCCGUUGCCAACAUCGGCCCCACUCGGAUCCUCCCAUUCCUUUAUCUCGGAUCACACAGAGACGCCAUGUCUCAGGAAACUAUACAGAUAAUUGACAUAUCCUAUGUUUUAUAUACAUAUCACCUAAAUGUCAGCAUCACCUGUCAUGAUAUUUCCAGCAUUCCAGUCAACGACAACUACAGUGCUAAGCUGUUACCAUUCUUCCACCAAGCAUUCCAGUUUAUAGAUAUGGUGAGAGAGGCCAAUGGUUGCGUGAUGAUACACUGUCUGGCCGGCAUCUCCAGGUCCCCCACUCUGGCUAUAGCGUACGUCAUGAAGUAUCUACACAUGUCAUCAGAUGACGCCUACAGGUAUGUGAAGGACAAGCGCCCCACCAUCUCACCAAACUUUAACUUCCUGGGUCAGUUACUGGAGUACGAGAAGUUUAUAAAGCAGGAAGAGGAGGCGGUGAAACAGAGGCGAGACUCAGGGGGAUCGCUCAGCGACGGAAAAUCCACACCUAUCAUCAUGGACCUUCAGACGUGUAGUCCUUCUUCUCCCAUCGCCAAAGUGACAAAACCGUUCUCAUUCGAUACUCAGUGGACCCCUCGCUCCCUCGAAUGUGAUCUGAAGCGCGACACAAACGACAACCUGCCGUUACUGGCCGAUUCCGACACCUGGGACAAUUAUCAAUGUGAAGCAUCGAACAUGGAGACAGACUCCCCCGACAGGAAAAAAUUCAGUGACUCUGAAAUGUUGUGUUGUAAUUUUCUCCCUCCCUCAGAUCCUGCCCCUGUGACUCCUAGUGCUGAGUUACCCCCCUUUCCCUUCGGUGAUUCAACAAUCGGCAAUGGUCACCAGUCUAAUUCACAACAAGACUUAAAAAUUCAAAAAGACUGCAAGAGGAAAUCACCCUCCCCUGCCCCUAAGUCUCCUGUGAGCCGAUCUUUCACCUUAUCAUUAAGUCCUGUGUCUCUUCCCUCAGACGGAGUUAAUUCCUCCAGGGACAGAAAACGAUCUUUGGGAUCCCCCAUGACAAAACCACCCAGUCUGGUGUCUCCUUUGUCGCGAUCUCCCGGAAAAUCCUUUGUCAGGCCGUUCAGUCUGCCCCUGUCUCCUGUUCUCUCCCCGGGGUCACCAGAAACCAGCGAAUCUGCCAACUGCGAUCCUCUCAUCAAGGACUCAUCCAGUCAUCAACAGGAAGUGUCUGCUCAAGGGCAUGAUGGGAAGGUGGCAGCUGUGACGAAACCAUUCUCAUUACCAUUAUCUAGUGUGAAUGUUCCUGAUGCUGUAGACAGUGUUAUUAACCAGCAGAAAAAAUUCAAACAAGAGAGAAACUUCUCCUUACCACUGACAUCUCAGUCACAGAAGGAGGGGUGUCAGUCGGAGCAGACUCCCAAUAAAUCUCGUCCAUUUGUUCUACCCAUAUCACCUCUGGUCUCCUCAGAGAAGAAUUUAUCUGUCCCGGAAAUCACCUCAUCUUCGUCUUCAGGUGCACCGACUCCGGUAAAGAGUCCUUCAAGGUCGUUCACAUUACCGCUGUCAACAGUCAGUCUACAAAAGAAUCAGGGACACAAGCCAGCAAUGGAUUUACCCAGUCCAUGUGUGGAAUUACCUAGUCCAUGUGUGGAUUUACCUGGUCCAUGUAACCCCGAAUUGACGUUGUUACCUAGAGUGACAGAAAAUACAUCGUCAUCAAUGUCAUUUGAUUCACAUACAAGAAAAUCUCAACCCAGACUUGAUCUCAGUUUGUCUAGCAUCAUCUCCGUGUCUCAGUCAAAGAGUUGUGAAACCUCAGGGGCGGCCCUCCCCUCCUCACUUACACGAUCCACCCCUCCAGUUACCUUACCCCAAACCCUGAGUUUACCUUGUAGAGCCUCGGAGCUGCGUAACCAGACAUCUCAGACAAUAUAUUCACCCUCUGCUGCCCUGGCCGACCUACAUUUCAGUCAGUCGAUCCCAGAAAAAGCGACCCCACUGCAACAAUUCCCAUCUACCUCUCUCCACAAGCUUGACUUCACUCCUUGUUUUGCAACAGAAAACAAAACCAAGGAAACUGUGUGUUCAAUGGAUGUUACUUCAGAUCCUAAAGAAUCAGUGGAUUUGACUUCUCCUGUCUCUAGUAGCUCGACCUGCAGUUCAACUGUAACCUCACCACUAGGUCACCAGGUCACUCUGAGAGCGAAAGAAAAUAGGGCAAAGAGACCGCUUAUACGACCAAACAGUAUUGCAUUCUCCAAAUAUCCGACCUUUGACCUUGGGUCAGACUGUCAGGAAUCGCCGAGCUCAGCGAGUAGUACCUCACAGGACGAUUCUGCGGAUACCUAUCUCGUACAAAACGGAAAACGCUCAAAGGCUUCCGAGUCGCACGUGGGACGCUACACAGAGCGGGACGUGUAUCGACAAAUCACGGCAGCGAUGGAAAGUGCAAUGUUCAGAACACAAGUGUACGAGGCGAGUCGUAAAGCGCGUAGUCUGGAUGAUAUGCUAGCUUCAGGAGAAACCAUGUCCGGGAAAUCCCAGGCCUCUGUGUGUUCUCCGUUUGGGAAAUUCCAGCUGCGAUGUGGCUUGGGACCAGAAAGAUUCAAUUCUCCAGGAGCGUUUGAAAACUUGCCAUGUCAUGCAUCAAAGGAUGUGUACCAGUCCAGUAGUAGCAUAUCUUCUAAUGGCAGUCAUGGGUCAUUGCACGGGAGCCUGGAGAUCAUACAGGUCGGGGAGUGUCCUAAAAAGCGAAGGAAAACCUCCGAGAAAUAAUGGGAUGACAAUGGACUUUGAAUCCCACAAUGCAACAAUUGAAAUCAACCAAUGAACAUGAAGAACAACCAAAUAAACCUCAGGAACCUGGCAUUAAGAGACACGCCCACUGGCAUGUGGAGAGCUCCGUGCCUUAUGAAAUCCAGAUUAAAUUAAGUGAGUGAUGUAGGGAGUACCACAAGGAGUGCCACUUCAUCCUUCACUGUUCAUAGAAGUAGACGCAUAUAUGGAUACCAUCUGCAUUUCAUGGCAGUCAAAAAGGUUCCAGUUUUCAGGAGCAUUUUUAUUGCAUGUGUAUGACACAGUGUGCAGUAUGUUGUAAAGUUUGUACACAUGUGUAUGUUCAUUCAAUCUGUGUUAUUUGUUGUGAAUGAUUAGUUUUGAUAACUUCAAAUACAAACCAUUUAAUCAAGCACAUGAAGGUUGACUUAGAACUGUUUUCAGUAUUUAGGGUUUCAAUUAUUUUCAAUGAUUCAGACUUUUAAUUCUGGGAAUAAGUUGUUCCCAAAUCGUUGUUCAGUAUUUGAUAUGUGAUGUUUGUUGUUAAACGUUAAGAAUCUCAGGAAAAUCAAGUUUUAAUCAGGAGAGGAACGAGUUUUUUCUUUCAUUUUAUUUUCAAAUCUCUCUAACCAUAUCAGAUCAGACUUUUAUUACAUAUUUCAUGGCAUAUUUAUUAAUUCACCUAGAUGCUAUUUGCUAUUUAAAGUACUUUUAUUUAUAAAUCUUUUGUAUCUUUUAAUUAGAAUUAAUGCAAUCAGGAUCAGGCAGGUAUUUUUUGUAGGAAGCCUACAUUUUAAAUACUAAAUUGCACUGUAAUUUGAUUUUUGAACAGUUUAUUAACUCUUGUUACAAUGUAAGGAGUUAUUCAUUAAUGCAUUACAUGUAUGUGUAUUUUUCCUGUAUAUAAAAAUUAUACAAAACUUCAAGUAAUAACAAUAAUAACAUCAAAAUUAAACUCAGCUGGAGGAAGCUGCAUCAGUUAACAAUAAACCCCCAUCAGGGUUAUUUACUGCCUAUUCGAA